Molecule: messenger RNA, 627 nt
Organism: Gongylonema pulchrum
Lineage: Eukaryota; Metazoa; Nematoda; Chromadorea; Rhabditida; Gongylonematidae
Source: the annotation of a GenBank genome assembly
GACGACACGCAUUCACUUGUGAGCGAAAGUUGGUCAACCGAUGUUCUACCGUCAGAUACGGAAGGUUUCGGGACUGAUGCAAGACAAGAACCGGAUGGACCGACAGGAGCAGCAGCAGCUGCAGCUGCUCCUGCACCUCCUCUUCUGCCAGUUGUUGCUGAAGUUGGCGAACCAAGAAAUGAAUCGAGACCAAUCAGAUUCGGCUCACAACGAUCAACUGGUGGGAGUAUUGGCGCUUCGCUGAGUGUAGGAGGUAACGGGGAGGACCGAAGCGAUACCUGGUCUGUGGACGCAAUGGCAAGUGAUUCAGAAGCAGACCCCAUACUCAGAGCCGAUGAUAUUCUGAUGAUCGAUGAGGCGGAUAGUGCCUACGUUGCAUCUGCAACAAGUGGUGGUACUGAUACACCGAUGCUAGCAUCGGUCGAUAGUUCAAGUAGCAUGGCAGUUGGUGGCAGUGCAGCAAGCCAAGCAGCAGUACGAUCCGGUGUUUCUCAUCAGGGUGAAGCUGGCCGAGCAGAAACUACACAGUUUCAGCGUACCUCAAGGUUUGUUUUUUGUGCGAAAUUACAUACAAUUUGCGAAGGAACAAGUUCAAAGCUUUUAAUAUAUCUAUUGUUGGGCGCUUAG